AUGUCUUACGACACGUGCACACAAGUCUCGCCCGACUGUCCCGUAUCCGCAUCGACCAACGGCUACGCGCCCAACUUUGGCGGCAACCUCUUCUUCGCCAUCGUCUUUGGCCUCUGCCUCCUCCUGCAAUUCAUCCUCGGCAUCAAGUACAGGACCUGGACAUGGUGGGCCGCCAUGGUUAGCGGAUUGGUGUUGGAGUUGGCCGGCUACAUUGGCAGACUGUUGCAGCACAAUAAUGUUUGGGAUGCCAACGCUUUCAAAUUGCAGCUCGUCACCCUCAUCCUCGGCCCUUCCUUCUUGUCCGGCAGCAUCGACUUGACGCUCAAGCACAUCGUCAUCGUGUUCGGCAAGCAGUACAGCCACAUCAAACCUGCACUCUACACUUGGUUCUUUAUCGGUCUAGACUUUUUCAGCAUCGUCAUUCAAGCCAUUGGCGGUGGUCUGGCAUCCGCAGCCACGUCCGGCAGCAACAACAAUGUCAACAUGCUCAAUACGGGCAACCACAUGAUCCUCGCUGGUAUCGCCAUUCAAGUUUUUCAAUUGGUCCUCUUUGGCAUCGUCACUGCAGACUAUGUUCGUCGUCUCUUUCAAGCUAGAAAGCGAGGAGGCGAGACGCUGAGCAAGGAAGCCGAAGCGUAUUUGGCCGACUGCAAGUUUAGAGGUUUCUGCGCUGCCAUCAUCAUUGGCUACUUUGGCAUCCUCAUCCGCUGCAUCUACAGGUGAGCAGGGGCUGUUCAGACAAACACAUUGCGCGCGGGCUGCCAUGACUCACAUCUCCGCGCGCGCGCGCACAUUCCCCCCCCCCCGCCGCAGAUUGCCAGAAAUGGCCGACGGUUGGGGCAACGGCUUGCAGAGGAAUGAGCCCUCCUUUCUCGUUCUGGACGGCGGGUGAGUGUGGGACGGCGCCGUGUGGGACGGCGCCGUGUGGAGAAGAGGGGGCGGGGCAUGCGUUCGCAUUCCACCCGCCCGCUGACCCUUUCAUUCCUGAUCGCCUAUUCGCUCGCAAUACAGCAUGGUCGCCAUGGCAUCCAUCGUGCUCACCGCAUUCCACCCUGGAUACUCGUUCAUUCAGCUAUCGAACGUGAGUAUGUGCGCGUGCGCGUGCGCGUGGAGCGAGUCGAACACAAUACUGACUUGGCAUGCUUGCUCGCUCCCUCGCAAACUUGCAGGGCUACCGCAAAAAGGCUGCUCGGGAGGCGGAUGACGAUCGCGAAAAGGUGCCUGCCGCGGCCCGUACUCUUGCUUCAUCCAGCCAUUCCACUGGCUCGACCGCAUAA
Ceraceosorus bombacis is the source of this 1277-nucleotide messenger RNA. The record is from the annotation of a GenBank genome assembly. Lineage: Eukaryota; Fungi; Basidiomycota; Exobasidiomycetes; Ceraceosorales; Ceraceosoraceae.